Molecule: messenger RNA, 4829 nt
Organism: Malania oleifera
Lineage: Eukaryota; Viridiplantae; Streptophyta; Magnoliopsida; Santalales; Ximeniaceae
Product: aspartokinase 2, chloroplastic-like
Exons: 14
Coding region: 519-2213 (564 amino acids)
Biological process (GO): amino acid biosynthetic process
Cellular component (GO): chloroplast stroma
Molecular function (GO): aspartate kinase activity
Source: RefSeq, a predicted model, not a curated record
CUUCUUUUUUUUUUUUUUUGCCCGUUCAAAAAUAUAUAAAUGCUUCAAGCGCCGCCGGGUUCUGCACUUGCGAUCUCUCUCUCUCUCUCUCUCUCCUCCGGAGCUCCGAGGAAGCUCGCGGUUAGAGGGACCACGGAGAAAUUUUCCCAUUGCGAAGAAAUCUCCGAGCAAAAAUCAUUAACAAAAACCCUAGGGAUUCAUUCUUCUUUCGGCGGCUGUAUCUCCACAACCAAUCCCUGCAUUGCUCUCUUCGGAGCAGAGCCUGCCUCGAUCUACGGUUGUCUGUCGGAUCGAGCUCGAAAUUGGAGAGUUUGAAGUAUUUAGCUAAAAUUACUUGUUCUCUAUUCAGAUCUUUGAAAAUAUCAGUCAUAACCGGGUGCAUUAAGCAUUUGAGCCCCUUCCAUUGAGAAGACUACCCAAUAACUUGCAUUAUUUGUCGACACAGCUGUCCUAUUCAGUCAUUUUUAUUUUUAGUACAUCAGUAUUAAUACUGUUCAAUUUUUUUGAGCUCAUUCGACAUGGCGAACACAUUGCAUUUUUGUGGAGUUAGAACUCCCUACCCUGUUUUUUCAAAGAUGUCGUUGUGUCACCAACCUCUUUGGGCACAGCAGCAGCAGCAACCCGAUUUUGCAGUCUCUGUAGGUUCAAGUUUUAAACUUUGUAGAAGUUUGAAGGGUUCUUGUAGAGGUAGAGUUCUGAGAGUUUGUUGCGACGGAAAGUAUAUAGAUGUGAUUGAAAGGAACAAAACUGAUAGCCGAAGUCAUGAGCAACUCGAGGAGCAAUUGACAUGUGUUAUGAAAUUUGGCGGUUCGUCUGUUGCCUCAGCUGAGAGGAUGAGAGAGGUUGCUGACCUUAUUCUAAGCUUUCCUGAAGAGAGGCCUGUAAUUGUUCUCUCUGCAAUGGGAAAGACCACUAACAAGCUUUUACUGGCUGGAGAAAAGGCUGUCAGCUGUGGUGUUUCUAAUGCCUGCAGUAUUGAUGAGUUGAGCUUUAUCAAAGACCUGCAUCUCAGGACUGUGAAUGAGCUUGGAGUAGACAGAUCUAUCAUUUCAACCCACCUAGAAGAAUUGGAGCAACUUCUGAAGGGUAUAUCUAUGAUGAAGGAAUUGACUUUACGCACAAGAGACUACUUAGUUUCAUUCGGGGAAUGCAUGUCCACAAGGAUUUUUGCUGCAUAUUUGAACAAGAUUGGGGUUAAUGCCCGUCAAUAUGAUGCAUUUGAUAUUGGUUUUAUAACAACAGAUGACUUCACGAAUGCGGACAUCUUGGAAGCAACCUAUCCUGCUGUUGCAAAAAGGUUAAAUAGUGAUUGGACUAGUGAUCGUGCAAUUCCUGUUGUCACUGGCUUCCUUGGAAAGGGUUGGAGAUCUUGUGCAGUAACAACAUUGGGUAGGGGUGGUAGUGAUUUGACUGCCACAACCAUUGGUAAAGCACUGGGUUUGCAAGAAAUUCAGGUGUGGAAGGAUGUUGAUGGUGUUUUGACCUGUGAUCCCAACAUCUAUCCACGUGCGGAACCUGUGCCAUUUCUGACAUUUGAUGAGGCAGCUGAACUGGCAUAUUUUGGUGCUCAGGUCCUCCACCCGCUGUCCAUGAGGCCAGCUAGGGAGGGCGAUAUUCCUGUUAGGGUUAAGAAUUCUUACAACCCUAAUGCUCCUGGUACCCUCAUUACUAGAGCAAGAGAUAUGAGUAAGGCUGUACUGACAAGUAUUGUCUUAAAACGGAAUGUCACAAUGUUAGAUAUUGUUAGCACACGCAUGCUUGGCCAAUUUGGCUUCCUUGCCAAGGUAUUUUCUAUCUUUGAAGACCUUGGCAUUUCUGUAGAUGUUGUAGCUACGAGUGAAGUCAGCAUUUCCCUCACGUUGGAUCCAUCAAAACUUUGGAGCAGAGAACUCAUCCAACAGGAACUCGACCAUGUUGUGGAAGAGCUUGAGAAAAUUGCUGUUGUUAACCUCCUGCAGCAUAGGUCAAUCAUAUCUCUAAUUGGAAAUGUUCAGAAGUCCUCACUGAUAUUAGAGAAGGUAUUUUGUGUUCUUCGUACUAACGGAACCAAUGUUCAGAUGAUAUCGCAAGGCGCAUCUAAGCAGGUCAAUAUCUCACUAAUCGUAAAUGACAACGAAGCUGAACAAUGUGUGAGAGCUCUCCACUCGACCUUCUUCGAGACAGAACUCUCUGAAUUAGAUUUGGAGUGCGAUUCUCUGAAUGGUUCUGUUUGACAUCUUCAGUGGGACGAUGAUGAGCAUCUUGCUCGGGUUUCCAUUCAGAGUCUUAAUCAUUCCUGGCUUUAAUUGUAUUCUGUUUCAAUCUAUUCUCACCUUAGCUUGGGGAGCUGAUUUUUUUCCCCCUUGUUGUAGGCUUAAGAUGUAGCGUUGUGACCCUUCCUUUACAAGAUGCAAGGGUGUUCUGCUUUUUCCUUGAAUAUGUUGUAUCUUCUCCUGCAUGGAGGAACAAUGAAUUAGGGUUUCCUUUGUGGGAUAUGGCAUAGCAAAAAUUUAUUGGCCAAGUUUUAGGUUCUUAUUAGGUUGCAUCUCUUCUUCUAGGGUUAUUUAACUGUACUAUUUGGUGUCAUAUUUAAUAGUUCAAAUCAUUUUUGGAUCGAGUCUUGUUCAUGUCGUAUUUUUUCCUUCCAUGUGAAUACUUUGUUAGAAAUUUUUUAAGUAGACUACAUAAUUGAUGAUUAAUUCAUCGAUCUAUUGCUUCUUGUGAAAAAAGGGUAUCGAACUAAAGGGAAUGUCACUUAUAGAAAAAUAUUUUUAAGGCUAUUUAUUGAUCCAAGUACUUAAAAAAAUAUUUAUUUUUAAGAUGUUUUAAAUGGGGUUUAAGUUACUUUGAUGUCAAUUUGUAUGUCGUUGAUUAUUGAGGCUCUAUUUAGAACUCGAAAAUAUUGAAGAAAGGAAAAUAUUAAGGAAUUUACUAUUUUCAUAUCUGGUUAUUAAGAGAAGUAAAAAUAAAAAUAGAAAUAUAUUAAAUUUAUAAACAAAAUUUUAAUUUUACUCAUCAUUAAAAUUUGAUUUUUAUUAGUUUUUAAUCAUAUUAAAACAUAUUUAUAAUUUUAAUAGCAUUUAAUAUUUAAGAAAAUUAAAAUAGAAAAUUAGUUUCCUCUUCUUUCUUUUCUUUCCUUUUUUCAAAUAAAAUAUUUAAUCUAAGCGGAACCUUAUAGCCCGUUUGGAUUAAGGAUUUUAUUUGGGAAAAUGAAAGAAAAGAAAAAUAAGGAGAAAAUUCAUUUUUUAUUAUAUUUUCCUUCUAUAUUAAAUUCUAUUAAAAAUAGAAACUUAUUUUCAUAUGAUUAAAAAUUAAUAAAAAUUAAAUAUUAAUGAUGUGUAAAAUCAAAAUUUUGUUCGUGAAUUUAAUAUAUUUUUUAUUUUUUUUCUUACUUUCCUCGAUAAUCGAACAUGAAAACAUGAAUUUCUUAAUAUUUUCUUUUCCUCAAUAUUUUUCAAAUCCCAAACAGCGCGCUAUUGUGUUAUGAAAUAGGAAAAUAUAUUUAUUAACAUUACAAUUCCUUUUUCUAAGACUUCAAUUGUUAUUAUCUCAUUAUUUAAAAUACACAUGGAUUAUAAUCAUUAUAGCAUUAUAGUGUAUUGUCACAAAAUAUUUUUAUGUGAUUGUAUACAAUUUACCACAUAUAAUAUAAAAAAAGUGGGCGGGGUUAGGCUGGGGAAUAAAUUAUAGCGAAGACACUCAUAUUUGAAUUGAUAGAAGAUAAAAAAAAAAAAGAAAAAUUAAUGCUCUAAAGCCUGUUUGAAAUUCAAAAAUUAUUAAAUUUUAAUUUAUAUAUUAUUAAUAUUUUAUUUUUAAAAAAAAAUUUAGUCAUUUUAAAAUAAAUUUUAAUUUUUGAUAGUAUUUAAUAGAGAAAAAAAUAAUUAUUUUAUUUUAUUUUCCUUUUUCACAUAAAAACUUUAAUCCAAACAUACCCUAAAAUUCUUACAAUUUUUUAAAAUAGAGUGAAUGUGAGAGAGAAGAAGUGUAAGAUAGCUAACAUGGGCCAUGGGCGGCUGGAUAGGACCCGGCCCAGUGCAGCCCGACUAUGGGCCCAUGGGCCCUUGGCCGCUUCCAUAUCGAAAUUAAGAAACUCUAGCACAGCCUCCUCUUUUAGGGUUUAGGGUUUGCCUGCGAGCAAUUUGGAUUCUGACCAGUACCCUCUCAUCACUUCUUCUAAGUCUUUUAGGGUUGAUCAUGGCGUGCACGAUCGAUUUCAGAUUCCUCGACGAUGGCCUCGCGGGCCCUAAGAACAAGCGAAAGAGAUCAGAAGAAGGCAGUACUCAAAACCCCACCAGCACCAACGAUGAUGUCUCAAUGGAGAUCGACAACCCUCCAUCCUCCAAGCGACAAGCCGUACCCUCUUCAGAAGACCCCGAUAAACCGGUGUUCGGACGGCCGACCUACGACGGCGUGAUCGCCGGAAGAGUCUCCGGGCGGAAGUGGAAGCAGCCGCGGAAGAACCGGGCGUCGGCGGCGCAGGUGAGCCGGAAGGGCACGACGUUCGAGCAGAGGGCGAAGGAGAAGGAGAUCAAGAAGGCGUACAAGGAGAGGAUGAACGAGCUGAAGGAGCAGAUUAGGGCUAACAAGAUCGAGAAGAGGAAGAUGAGGGAGGAGAGGGAGAAGAAGAAGCAGGAGAACAUUCUCAAGUCUGGGACUAAGCUCCAGAAGAUCACCAAUCCCAAAACGCUGAAGAAGAUCGCCAAGUCCAAGCAGAGGAAGCUUCUCAAGGUUGUUCCUGAUGAUGUGCUCAAGAAAUAGACGAGUAUGAAUCGUAUGAUUAUUUUUUUUUAUUAUCAUCUAAAUGUUGAAUCCUUUAGUGGGUUUUUGAAUUUAUAAAUUCAUUUCUGCAA